Messenger RNA from Colossoma macropomum (tambaqui), 2054 nucleotides. RefSeq names its product early growth response protein 1-B. Bases 236 to 1618 code for a protein of 460 amino acids. Gene Ontology annotation, molecular function: RNA polymerase II cis-regulatory region sequence-specific DNA binding; DNA-binding transcription factor activity, RNA polymerase II-specific. The transcript is spliced from 3 exons. Gene Ontology annotation, biological process: regulation of transcription by RNA polymerase II. Lineage: Eukaryota; Metazoa; Chordata; Actinopteri; Characiformes; Serrasalmidae. The record is from RefSeq and is a predicted model, not a curated record.
CAUCGAGCAGCAGUAACACAUCUGAGGAACCACAAAACCAACCAAAAAAGGGGGAUUUCCACUCUGACUUUUGUUUCUCUUCUCUACUGGAUCACAGCCUUUACGGAGCCGAUUGACAGAGCAGAAGCACCUUCAACUUCCAUCAUUUUCUUUGGUCAACAUUUGUGUUUUUCCCCCUUCACGCUCCUCCACUCCGCUCGGAUUGAUAGGCGCUGGCUAAUCUUUUCCCGCAAACAUGCUCAACAACAUGGAUUUGAACUCUCAAGACUCUUUCUACCCUCAGUUUGAGAGUUGUAACACCUCUGCCAUGGCCAUGGAAACUCACGGAGCCAAAGAAGAGCGGGACCUCGUCUUCAUGGACGCAGCACACUUUCCACACGCAGACACCUCGGUGACUCCUAAAACCGAGCCCGUCUCGGCGGACCUCUACUCGCCGUGCUUGGGCCCCAGAGGGAGCUUCGACUCCUCGCUGUCCUACUCGGGCAGCUUCUACGUGGAGGCGUCGCGCGGAGCCUCGUGCAGCGCGGAGACUCUGCUCAGCAUGAUCAGCGAGAUCGUCGGCGGCGUCUCCACGAGCCCGAGCGCGGACGCGCGGGGAAGCGCCAGCACGAGCGCCACCCCGCCUCCUCUCUACCCCCCGGUGGGGCAGCAGCAGCAGCAGCAGCAGGGCCAGGGCUACGCGGAGUCCGUCCCCCUGACCGAGGCCGCCGCGCUGCCCGUGCUGGUGGUGAAGCGCGAGCUGGAAAGCGAAGGGUACGAGUGGAGCGCGAGCGAGUACGAGAACAACAACAGCAGCAGCACCAGCAGCGCCAACAACGCCGGCAGCGCCAACAACAGCGGCUACUACUGCUACUUCCAGCCGGAGCCCUUCCAGCACGCGGACGUGAAGGACCUGCUGGACUCGUUCGGCCCCGUCAACCCGGACGGGGACUUCAAAGCGGCGGAGAGCGCCGUCAAGCACGAGCAGGACUUCGCGAGUGCGUGCGCGCACGCUUUCGGCGCCAGCAACAACAACAACAACAGCAGCAGCUACGUGACCUCCUCCUCUUCCUCUUCUUCCUCCUCUUCCUCCUCGUCUUUAUCCUCCUCUUCCUCAUCUUCUACCAUCGACUCGCUCCUCUUCUCCUCUUUGCUGCCCGAGUCCUUUGCGCAAACGUACGCAGCGCGCCCGCAAAAGCCCGCACGUGUGCGCAAGAGCGGCGGCGGCGGCGGUGGUUCAGGUGCGCCUCCGCGCGCUAAGGAGAAGCCCUUCGCGUGCCCCAUGAGCGGCUGCGAGCGGCGCUUCUCGCGCUCGGACGAGCUGAACCGGCACGUGCGCAUCCACACGGGCCACCGGCCCUUCCGGUGCCGCGUGUGCGCGCGCAGCUUCAGCCGCAGCGACCACCUGACCACGCACACGCGCACGCACACCGGAGAGAAGCCCUUCUCCUGCGACGCGUGCGGCAAGCGGUUCGCGCGCAGCGACGAGAGGAAGCGGCACGCGCGCGUGCACCUCAAGCAGCGCGAGAAGGAGCUCGAGCGUCAGCAGGCGGCCGGAGCGGCGGCGGCGGCGGCAGCUGCGGCCGCGGCGGCAGGGGGAUGGCCCUUUCCCAGCACGCGGGGGGGUCUCCUGAGUUAAACAACAAACAAACAAACGAAGGCACGAACAAACAAACGUAAAAAAAGGCCAUCACGAGCUUUUGAGGCCCUAAUGAGCUUUUGUAUGAGAAAGAGAGAGAGAGAGAGAGAGAGAGAGAGAGAGAUAAAGAGAGGGAGGCUGUGCAAGACGCUCCAGCUUGAAAGACUUUAAAGCUUUUCUGUAAAAAUGAUAAGAAAUUCCAGUUGGGUUCCAGCUUUCUGUGCUUGGACCCCUAAUUAAAAGCUAUUUGAUCACAGGUCACUCUCAGUUUGAGCAUCAGAAUAGAGGGAGAGGACGUUUGGUCCCCCACAAAGCAAAGCAGAGAACUUUAAAUGGACCCCUCAUCUGCUUCUUCCCUCAUGCCGCUUGCUCUCUGUGCAGCAACCGCAGAAAAAAAACUGAUCUUUUGAGGUUUUGUUUUGGUUUGUUUUGUAUU